Messenger RNA from Penicillium angulare, 975 nucleotides. RefSeq lists its product as uncharacterized. The record is from RefSeq and is a predicted model, not a curated record. Lineage: Eukaryota; Fungi; Ascomycota; Eurotiomycetes; Eurotiales; Aspergillaceae. The transcript is spliced from 4 exons. The coding region runs from base 1 to 975 and encodes 324 amino acids.
AUGGUUGGCAUCUUAGCAGAAAACCUCGCGGUCAGCGACGGGCCGUUGAACUCGGAAAAUGCGACCCUUCUUCGUCCUUCGGAUCCCACACUGCCCCUCGAGGAGCUCCACAAGAGGUAUGAAGAAGACGGAUAUCUGUUCUUGAAACAAGUCCUCCCACGAGAGGAUGUCCUCGAGGCUCGCAAUGCAUACUUUUCAUACCUCAAGUCUACUGGCGUUCUCAAACCUGGCUCCGAGCCAGUUGAAGGCAUCUUCGACCCCGCAAAAAGUCAUGAAGAUUACCCUGGCAUUGGAGCAGGACAUGCUGAUGGGAAUGGAAGGCCCGGGGGUGAACAGGCGGCGGCAUUUGUAGAUCUUGCUUUGGAUGCUCAUUACCAACAUUGGUAUGCAGAGAAGUUUUGUAACCACCCCGCGCUUUAUGACUUUGUUGCAAAAUUUUCUGGUUGGAAUAAAAAUACCCUCAGCCUGCGCCGCACUUUACUGAGGAAUAAUAUCCCCGGUUCUAAGCCAAUUGGAGUGCACUAUGAUCAAAUCUUCUUACGGCACGGCGACCCAACAAGUAUUACUGCCUGGGUUCCCAUGGGUGAUAUUAAGUUGAAUGGUGGUGGGCUCAUCUAUCUGGAGAAUGGGGACAGCAUUGGUGUUGAGCUAGAGCAGGCAUUUUACAAAAAGGCAAAAAAAGCAGGGUUGAGUGAUGAAGAGGCCAAAAACGCCUUCAACUCAAACAUGAUGGCCACUGGGUUGUUAUCGGAAUUCCCCGCUGAAUUUGCUCGUGAAAAUGGUCGACGUUGGCUAGUCUCAGCCUACGAGGCGGGUGAUGUUGUCUUGCACAAGCCUCACAUGAUCCAUGCAUCGACGCUGAAUCACGAUCCAGAUAAUGUGAUUCGUCUUGCAACCGACCUUCGAUUCUGCGAUUCUUCAAAGCCGUAUGAUAAGAGAUGGAUGAAUCAUUAUACCUUCAACGAUGGUGUUUAG